This is a messenger RNA of Anneissia japonica, 2044 nucleotides long. Its product is annotated as tubulin alpha-1 chain-like. Bases 541 to 1899 code for a protein of 452 amino acids. Gene Ontology annotation, cellular component: cytoplasm; microtubule. NCBI's taxonomy places the organism in Eukaryota, Metazoa, Echinodermata, Crinoidea, Comatulida, Comatulidae. The record is from RefSeq and is a predicted model, not a curated record. The transcript has 3 exons. Gene Ontology annotation, molecular function: GTP binding; structural constituent of cytoskeleton. Gene Ontology annotation, biological process: mitotic cell cycle; microtubule cytoskeleton organization.
ACAUUUGUUUUCACCGAUUAUACAGAUAUUUACUACAACAAAAUCCACAAAUUGACUGGUAAUCAAUAUAAGGAUUAAAGAUAAAUUGAGGAUUUUUAAAUAUUCAAAAACAAUAUCCUAAAUCUUUAAGCGUGGCACAUCAUUUUAUUCUGGAUGCCUUAAAUGUACCCAAUCCCAAAAAGUAGGCAAAUAAUAAUUCAUACGACAUGCCCUUUUCACCCCUAUAACCGUAUUAUUUUCAAGUAGCCAACUGUUGUAGUUUUUAAUCAAUUGGAACUUCGAUAAAAACCAUGACGACAUCGGAGUUUAUUUAACUAACAAGGUAACUGAACAUCGGAUUGGACUAUAGCUGUGAUAGACCUGCGAUAAAUAUUUCCGACGAUGACGAUCGACUCCCCGCGUGACGAAACCUUUAUAAGGUGACCCGGUAUUCAAUCGUCAUUCUUUCUCAUCCUGCUCUCAUUACAAGCGGCCUGGUGAGGAAAAACCUUCAAACUCAAAUUUGACAGCGUUUACGUCGAAAUAAAAAACAGUGCAAUCAUGCGUGAAGUAAUCUCAGUUCAUGUUGGUCAAGCCGGUGUCCAGAUGGGCAAUGCCUGCUGGGAGUUGUACUGCUUGGAGCACGGUAUCCAGCCUGAUGGUCAGAUGCCAAGUGACAAGACCAUCGGAGGUGGUGACGAUUCCUUCAACACAUUUUUCAGUGAAACUGGGGCGGGUAAACACGUCCCACGUGCUGUGUUCGUCGAUCUUGAGACAAGUGUUGUCGAUGAGGUGCGAACUGGUACGUACCGUCAACUCUUUCAUCCCGAGCAGCUAAUCACCGGCAAGGAAGACGCCGCCAACAACUACGCCAGAGGUCACUACACCGUCGGCAAAGAACUCAUUGACGUGGUUCUCGACAGAAUACGUAAAUUGGCAGAUCAGUGCACCGGGCUUCAGGGAUUCCUGAUCUUCCACAGUUUUGGAGGUGGUACUGGAUCUGGUUUCUCUUCACUCCUCAUGGAACGUUUGUCUGUCGAUUAUGGCAAAAAAUCGAAACUAGAAUUUGCCGUUUACCCAGCACCUCAGAUUGCAACCGCAGUGGUAGAGCCAUACAACUCUAUCUUGACAACUCAUACUACUCUUGAGCACUCAGACUGUGCCUUUAUGGUAGACAAUGAAGCCAUCUACGACAUCUGCCGACGAAACCUUGACAUCGAAAGACCUACAUACACCAACUUAAACCGUCUAGUAGGACAGAUUGUAUCCUCCAUCACCGCAUCUCUUCGAUUCGAUGGUGCAUUGAAUGUGGACUUGACAGAGUUCCAGACCAACUUGGUACCCUACCCACGUAUCCACUUCCCUCUUGCCACGUAUGCCCCAGUCAUCUCAGCCGAGAAGGCUUACCAUGAGCAACUGACCGUUGCAGAAAUCACCAACGCCUGUUUUGAACCUGCCAACCAGCUUGUGAAAUGUGAUCCACGUCAUGGCAAAUACAUGGCUUGUUGUCUGUUGUACCGUGGUGACGUCGUUCCUAAAGAUGUCAACGCAGCCAUUGCUACCAUCAAAACCAAAAGAACCAUCCAGUUUGUCGACUGGUGUCCAACUGGUUUCAAAGUCGGCAUCAACUACCAACCUCCAACCGUGGUACCAGGAGGUGAUUUAGCCAAGGUACAACGUGCCGUGUGUAUGUUGAGCAACACCACAGCCAUCGCCGAGGCAUGGGCUCGUCUUGACCACAAGUUCGAUCUGAUGUACGCCAAGCGUGCUUUCGUACAUUGGUACGUAGGAGAGGGUAUGGAGGAAGGAGAGUUCUCCGAGGCUCGUGAAGAUUUGGCAGCCCUGGAGAAGGACUACGAAGAGGUUGGCGUUGAUUCUAUGGCUGGAGAAGAUGAAGAACAAGAAGGCGACGAAUAUUAAUAAAUACAAUAGGCCUAAUAUGAAUUACAUAAAACAUUCAACACAACAAGAUACAGACAGCAUUGUGUAUGCUGAUAAUUUUUUUGACUGCUGUCUUAAUGUAUACUGUACCUCAAUCUAAUAAAUAAAUAUUUAUGUAAUUGAA